CAACACUUUACAUGUUGUGUUUAUAUUUUUGUUCAAUAUAUCUACAGUAUGUUGUCCUGAUCACUUCCCUGAUGUGUGUGUGGUCUGUCACUUGCAGUUGGCUUAACGUGAGCGUGGCCAACCUGACCUGUACCCUGCGGGGGCUGCAGGAGGUGUGGCAUGGGGGCAGCCUACCAGCCCAGCACCGCCCGGUGCACAGCCACCAACAGAAGGAGGACACCAAGCAGCAAUCCAUGCACUGCCUCAGGAAACUACUACCAGAUCUGCUCUCAGAAGUGCUGUGCUCGGACAAAUACAGACUAAGCCGGCAGACUGCACUGGAAUCUCUGCAGAACCCUUACAUAAACAGACACUUGGUCUACUCUAUCUGGGACCUUUUCCUCAAGUUCCUCAUCCCUGAAACAUCUGAGGAAAACUUUCAGAAAACCCUGCUGCAAAGUCUCUCCAAAAACGCAGAGAAACUACCACCAUGAAAGUACUGGUGUACACACACACACGUUUAACAACUGUCAGUGAAUAGCCCUCGAUGAAAGUCCAGCCUAAUGUAUCUGUAACGGCUUUCUUCCUGGGAAGGAGAGGACCAAAGCGCAGCGUUGUGAGUGUUCAUCUUAUUUAAUAAUAAAUACAAACUGAACACUUCAAAUACAAAAUAACAAAUGUGGCAAA
Oncorhynchus mykiss (rainbow trout) is the source of this 666-nucleotide messenger RNA. NCBI's taxonomy places the organism in Eukaryota, Metazoa, Chordata, Actinopteri, Salmoniformes, Salmonidae. The record is from RefSeq and is a predicted model, not a curated record.